Molecule: messenger RNA, 1608 nt
Organism: Aspergillus lentulus
Lineage: Eukaryota; Fungi; Ascomycota; Eurotiomycetes; Eurotiales; Aspergillaceae
Source: RefSeq, a predicted model, not a curated record
AUGGAGUCCACCAAGUGCACUAGUGAGACGAUCGAGCAAGCUAUCACAACAGAGAAGAUGGAAUCUCAGGUUGAGAAGGGGAACAAUCCCAUUAUGCGCACCAAAGAAGAUGACUUUGGUAUAUGGCAAAGCGUAAGGAGAUACAAGUGGGUGUCUGCCUUGGCAAUGAUUGCAGCUUUUAGUGCAUCGUUGGAUGGCUACCAAAUCAAUCUGAACGGCGGUAUCGUCGCCAACAAGGGAUUUAUUCGUCAGAUGGCCAGUCCGGGGACAAAGAUCAUCGACAGCAAGUAUGUCUCUGCGUGGGGGGGCAUCCAGGCUGCUGGCCAAACCAUCGGGCAAAUUUUUCUCCAAUAUGCCACUGAAAAGUACGGUCGAAAGGCGGCUUUUUACACGCUUAGUGUUUUCCUUACAGCGAGUAUCUUCGCUGAGUCAUUCAGCACUUCUUGGGAGCACUGGCUUGUAGCCAAACUCCUUGCAGGCAUGGGGAUUGGCAUGUUACAAGCCACGCUGCCGUUCUACAUCUCAGAGAUUGCACCAACUCAGUUAAAGGGGUUCCUGAUCAAUGCAUAUACUUUUUGGUUUGUUCUAGGACAGCUAUUUGCUUCGGUGGCACUCAACAGACUCAAUGCCCAUAAUCCAUACGACUUCCGGACUGCUAUUUAUAGUCAGUGGGCUAUGAUUGGGAUUUCCAUCAUAAUCAUCCUCAUUAUUCCCGAGUCGCCCUGGUGGCUGGUCAGCAAAGACAAGCAAACCCAGGCAGCCAAGAUUCUCCAACAUUUUUAUGGUCGGAUUGAAGGAUACGAUAUUCAGGAAAAGAUUAAUGCCAUGGCGGCGACAGUCGCUGAGGAGCGUCGCAUUGCAAAGGAGAACUCGCAAGAGGGAAUGUGGGGUAUUUUCCGUGGCCGAAACGGUAUCCGAUUCAUCAUUGCAGCUUGGCCAAAACUCACACAGCAGUUCGUCGGCCUGUCCGUGUUCAAUACUUAUGCUGUCUACUUCUUCCAAUACGCUGGCAACAAAAAUCCGUUCUUAGUGACUCUCAUCCUUUCAUGCUGUCAAAUCAUUGCAAUGAUUCUCACUUCGACACUCACGGACCGCCUUGGCCGUCGGCCUCUUACUGUGUGGCCCUAUGCUGUCACUGUGUUAUCGGUUCUGUGCCUCGGCAUUAUCGGAUGCUUUGAUUACACUCAAAAAUCCACUAGCUCUCUUCUGAUCUUCUUCGCAUGCUUGGCAACUUUCUCCACUACUGGUGCGUCCGCUAUUGGAUAUGCCUACGCAGCCGAAGUGCCCAGACAGUCUCUGAGAGCGCAGACGGCCGGCUGGUCUCUGGCUGCUUCAAAUUUGUUUUCAAUCAUGUUCAGCUUCUGCACACCCUUGAUGAUCAAUGGAAAUGCUCAUUGGGGUGUCAAGACCGGUUUCUUCUUCGCAGCUACUGGCGCCAUUGCGGUGAUCAUUGGGUGGUUCAUAUUGCCUGAAGUAUCACUCCGAACUCCUGCCGAGAUUGACGAAUUGUUUGAAAAGAGGGUCAACUUCCGCAAGUUCAAGGGACAUGUCACGGAUGUUGAGAUUAUUGCGAGGGCUCAUUCUGCAACUGCCUCGCAGGUUGCUUAA